AUGACCCGAAACUUUGGUGCCAUAACUUGUGAGAGCUGUAAGGCUUUCUUUCGUAGAAAUGGACUUAAAACUGAGCAAUUUAUUUGUCCAUCAAAUGGCAAAUGCGAUAUCAAUGUAAUGACAAGACGGAUGUGUCGUAAAUGUAGGCUUGAAAAGUGUUUGGCUUUCGGCAUGAAAACGAAUAAACGGCAAGAAUUGCCAGUAAUUCCUGUAUUUAAGACAAUCAGUGAUUAUAAUGGUAUCAAUCAAUUGGAGUCCAAACGCAUAGCAGAACUACUGAUGGCUUACAAGGAAUUUAAACAUCCGUUGAAUAACAAUACAAAUAUACUUAAGAUUAAGAAUUGGGAAGAAUUAAUUCUCAACGGAUUUAACAACAUCUGUGCCGACGAUAAGUAUGUGCUCAUGAAAUACGGGGCCAGAGAUCUGGUGCUAAUCCGAUCGCUUAGACAUUAUAAUAGAGAGACGGAAAGUUUUAUUACACCAAUUGACCAUGAUCAUUCACUACAAAUUGGUUUAGCCCUCUAUGAGAAAUCAAUUACGUUAAGUCAACUGUCGUUAGUAGGAUAA
Medioppia subpectinata is the source of this 567-nucleotide messenger RNA. The record is from the annotation of a GenBank genome assembly. Lineage: Eukaryota; Metazoa; Arthropoda; Arachnida; Sarcoptiformes; Oppiidae.